UUUUAAAGGCCCCUUGGAGCUGCAUGGCAGGCAGAAAUUCAGCCGAUGCUGUCUAAGCAGGGGCUUUUUUGCAGGUGAGAAGAGGAAGGUCACCUGUCCUGGCCAGGUGAGGCAGCCUCGCCUAGACAGAGAAGAAACCCAGGAAGCUCUGGAUGGCCGACCCUUGCUCCGAAAGGCCGAAGGUGUGGGCGAUGGAGACCUUUCGGGUAGCCCAGUCUCCCCCAGCGGCAUAUUAUAUUCCAGACUUCAUCAGCGAGGAAGAAGAGCAUUACCUUUGGCAGCAAGUUUAUAAUGCACCCAAGCCCAAGUGGACACAGCUGUCUGGCAGGAGACUGCAAAACUGGGGAGGGCUGCCCCACCCGAAGGGCAUGGUGGCAGAGAAAUUGCCCCCCUGGCUGCAGCGUUACGUGGAUCGGGUGUCUUCCCUUGGGGUUUUUGGAGGAAAGCCAGCCAAUCACGUCUUGGUGAACGAAUACCAACCCGGCCAGGGCAUCAUGCCACACGAAGACGGACCGCUGUAUUAUCCCACCGUUACCACCAUCAAUCUGGGGUCCCAUACUCUCCUGGACUUCUAUCAUCCCGUCACCGGAGAGGCAUCUCCCCAAAGCCAAGAGAAUUCAUCCCCGCCGACCCAGGAGGAGCGCCACGCCUUCUCCCUCCUCCUGAAGCCCCGCAGCCUCCUGGUCUUGCAGGACGAUCUGUACGUGCGCUACCUUCAUGGCAUCCGCCCUGUCACAACGGACACCGUGACGCAGAAAGUGGCCAACGCCGGCCUGUGUGGCUGCGAGUUUGGGGACACGUUGCCACGUCAGACACGGGUGUCCCUCACCAUCCGCCACGUCCCCAAAGUGCUGAAAACAUCCAUUAUCCUCGGGCGGAGGAAGUGACCGGCAUUUUGCAUGGCAGGGGUGGCGCCCCCCCCCUCCCCCCAGGAGGAGGUGAGAAAGGAAGAGCUGCGAGGUCCCCUCCUCACAAUCACCAGCGUUGGGUCUGUGUGUGUAACUGUGCAACUUCAAACGGACGUCGGCAUGCUUGGCCCCCCAAAAAAUUGCUAUUUUUUUUUUCCCUCCCCGGCAUGCUAAAACUAUGCAAAUAAACUCCCAAGAAUUGUAAACAAGUUUAUUCGGCACUUCCUAAUUAGGUCAAGGAUGAAACGGUUUCAAACAAGCCAGCUACUUUGCCCUCCGGCCAACGUUCAAACACUUUCAAAGAUUAAGGUUCCCCAGAUGUUCUGAGAAAAUUAUGUUUAUUAUGUCAGUUGCUUAUAAAAAAACAGUUUUUAAGAAAAGGAAGCGAGAGGGAUUUUCUCAAACUGCGCGGAGGCCAAUUGGGACUCGUCUUUUCCUGCCACGUGAUGGACAAAGUUUAUUUUAUUGUAUUUAUUAAAUUUCUACACUGUCCCCCUCACCUGAGUUGUGUGAUGCUCCCGUUAGCCAUCCGUCCAUGUGACUAGCGGAGAAGGAUAAUGGGAUCUGUAGUUCCAGUAACACAGAGAGGGGAUCAUUCUUUCCACCAAGCUUUUUAGGCACUUUGAUUUUUGGGGGUUUGCCAUCUUUUGGGUAGAAUAAUAAUAGGCGAUAAAUUGAAGAAAGAAAAAAUACAGUCACACAUUCGGCCUGUUUUGAUGCUCUGCAAAAUACAAAUAUUGCUAUUUGCACCUGCCUGACAUGGCUGCCCACCUGAAAGUCCCAUUUCUCCCCUCCCGGAUUUGAGAUUUUGCAAAAACAAAGGCAAACAUUUUACUCCCUGGUCGGCUUCCUUGUUUGGUUUAGCGUAAUUGUGAUGAUUUUGGUCUGCUUUUUUGGACUCUGGAGCCCGGCGGUGGUGGCUGUUUGGGGCCAAAGGUUGGAUCCCUGUGAGGCAGACUGAGAUACCGCCGAGUUCAAUCUUGAUAAAGCCUUUCUGACGUUUACACCCGUCUAGGUUAUCAGGUUUCUGAAUUGUACUUUCUGAAACUCUGGUUGUGACUUUCUUUUCAGCGCAAAGAAAUAAAGCCUAUUUCGGGAA
Molecule: messenger RNA, 2007 nt
Organism: Pseudonaja textilis
Lineage: Eukaryota; Metazoa; Chordata; Lepidosauria; Squamata; Elapidae
Gene: ALKBH6
Product: alkB homolog 6, nucleotide demethylase
Cellular component (GO): nucleus
Source: RefSeq, a predicted model, not a curated record